AUGGUAGCUGGAGCUACUGUUCAACGACCAGAGUACCUCAGUAUGAACCUCAAUAAGUGUGCUAAUCUAGGCCUCAAUGCCUUCUUCCAGGCAGAAAGAGGUAUUUUGAAGAUGAGACAGCUCUCUGUCAUGGCUCAAAACAGGCUUUCCGACGUCGUUUAUUGUCUUGCCGAGCCGGUCGUUGCUCAGAAAUGUCUCAGGGCGUAUAUGAGCGAUAUCAAGGAAUCCGCAGAGGAAUGUUACAUCACGUCCAAGGAGAUUGAUGACGAUUUCACUGCUUGGCUCAGGUUUGCACAGGAGCUAAACACAGCUUGGGCUGAGCAAAGGUCUACCGUCGCCGACAAGUCUGUCGCAAGUGAGUUGAAGAAGGCGACUGAAGAGUGCUGUCUCACGCAGACAGAGGAGGCCGUCAAAGUUGCUAAGAAGAUCGCUGAAGACUUGGGCAAGACACUUGACGGAGCCACUGUUACUUACACUAAGACAUCCGAUAAUUUUCCAACUGGAUGGGAGAUCAUUGGGCAACAAGUGGUUUCGGGGCUCUCCGAGUGCCUUACCACUGCCCUAAACCAAGCUAUUCCAGCCCUUGUGGAUAGUCUUGACCCAAUCACCAAAGCUAAGGCUGCUCUCGGAGGAGGGCAGACCACGCAACCACCAGCUGUUGAGGCUCGCGACCCUGCAUACGCUCAGCUGGCCCGAGAUCCAUACCUGUUCGACGCGCUGAACGGAAUUCUGCGCAGCACUGGCGGAGUAGACUGGAAGAGCACUGAAGUGACGAAAGAACAGCCGAAGACCGUCAUCGGUUUCAUCUCCAGCAUGCUCGGCGAUUCGCUGACAAGCUUCUCCAAGUUGGCCAGCGACCAGGCGGCUAGUAUUCAAUAUGAGCAGAUUUUGGCUGACGCGGUAAAGAUCGCACAGGAAAUCUUGUAUGAGUCCAAGAAGGCUAGUUCGAGUCUCAGUUAUCAGAAACCAGGCAAGGAUGACCCUAUGGUCAAGAAGUGGCAGGAAGUCUUUGAGGCUCUGUACUCCGACACUUAUGCUUUGAAAACCAAGGGUCGGCAGCUCCCAGGAAACUCUGCCAACCCGUCACCUUUAUAUCCAUCUGAGGCGGAUCGAACGGCGCAAAUCAGUGCCAAGACACAACAAGCCCAGCUUUUAGUCGAUAGCGCGACUAAACAACUGACCACAGCGUCCGAGACUCUGAAGGUCACCACCGAGGCUUACAAGGAGGCUUCGAAACAGCUCCUCGAGCAACAGACAGUCCUGGCCAGUAUCAAGGCGGAACUUACCAAGUUGACAAAGGAAAACAUGGCAUUGGAAGAGAUCAAGACCGUACUGGUGCAGUGCAUCAAACUGAUCAUCAAUCUGAAGUCACAGAUCACAAACUUGGUCCGCUUCUUCAGUGCCAUCGCCACGACCAUUGAUGUUUUCGUGAAUAAGACUGUAGCCAAAUUUUUAAAGACCGUCAGCAUCGCUGUCUCCUCCGAUUCUGUCGCGCUUGAAAAGGGGACAGUCGGAAACUACUCUCUUCUUGAUACUGAGCGAAGCAAACGAGAGGAGAUUCUCAACGGAAUGUACGAGCGCAACAAUGAUGUUUCUUCCACUAUCAAGCAGCUACCUGCAGGCACGGUUCCAAGCCAGAUCCAGUCUGUCAUUGAAAAGACUGCUAAAGAGUUUGAGGAAGCCACGAAGCAGCAAAUCGUGACUGCUGCCCAAUACAAGCCCAUCAACCGGCCCUCGCUGAUAAGUCUGCGUACGGAGAGCCUCUAG
Messenger RNA from Fusarium musae, 1767 nucleotides. RefSeq lists its product as uncharacterized. The transcript is spliced from 7 exons. The record is from RefSeq and is a predicted model, not a curated record. Lineage: Eukaryota; Fungi; Ascomycota; Sordariomycetes; Hypocreales; Nectriaceae. The coding region runs from base 1 to 1767 and encodes 588 amino acids.